Molecule: messenger RNA, 1135 nt
Organism: Sitophilus oryzae (rice weevil)
Lineage: Eukaryota; Metazoa; Arthropoda; Insecta; Coleoptera; Curculionidae
Product: borealin-like
Exons: 7
Coding region: 116-997 (293 amino acids)
Biological process (GO): mitotic sister chromatid segregation
Cellular component (GO): spindle midzone; chromosome passenger complex; chromosome, centromeric region
Source: RefSeq, a predicted model, not a curated record
GAAUAGUGACGUAUUUUCUAUGACGUAAAGCGCCGUUUAUUUUAACUAGAUUAAAAAAAGGAAGAGGAUUCUACAUUUACAUUUUUUAAUAACAUUAGAUAAAAUUGGAGCAAAAAUGCCGAGAACCAAGAGGAUUCAAAAUAAAAAAAAUAUAGAUGCUCCUUAUACAAACAAAAAAGAUUUGAUGUUGUUAAUUAAGGAUAAAGAGGCAGAAUAUUUAACUUUAUUGGACAGGGAAAGGGAAGAACAAUUACAAUCAAUUAGUUUGGAUUACAUGAAUGUGAAAGCAAGUAUAAAAGAAUCUGUGUUAAAUGCAACUGUUAAAGAUAUUAUAAGUGGUGAACUCAUAAGUUUUUCCGAAACUACAGUAGCUCUUUCUGAUUUAACUAAUACAUUAGAAUCGACAAAAAGCUCCGCGAACCAAACGAGAUCAGGUAAAAAGGGAGUGACAUCGGAAAUUAGGACUCAAAAUCGAAGUGCAUCAGUAGAUCCGAAAAAAUCAGUUAAAAGAAGUAUAUCAUUAGGCUGUCGAGAUGAGGGUUAUAGAACAGCUGAAAGUACCAGUAGUACUACUUCAGGUAACACCAGGAUGUCAAGAUCAAAAACGAGGACUGUAAAACAAGUGUCUCGCUCUGUUUCAAGAAAUGCUGGCAAAUUGGCUGAAUACAAAACACCUGCUAAUAAACAACCAAUACCUUGUAAUUCAGGGACUAUUACACCAAAGUGUAAACCAAAUACACCACAAGUAUUUCUUCGACGACCAAAAAUUGGAGAGGUGGCAUGGUCUAAUCAAGGUUCGCCCUUACUGAUUGGACCAGUCGCACCCGAAAGCACAGCAAAUGUUAACAUACCUCUUAGUAAUGGUAACUUGGUUUCAUUAUUACCACAAAAAGGAAUACGUAUGUCACAAAUUCCAGACGUUGAUGCACAGACGAUUCACGAACUUAAAAUUCUAAGGGAUAAUUUAAUUAAAGUUUGCAGUCACGUUCAGAAGUAGUAUAUUCGUCGUCUAUCGAACUACUAUAUUAAAUAUAAUUAAUUUUAUGUUAAGUUAGUUAUAUCCAUUCUUAUAAUUAAUUGUCGCUGGUAUUUUUGUAUGUAAUAUAUAAAUGUACUAAAAGAUGUAUUAAAUGUA